This is a messenger RNA of Venturia canescens, 3162 nucleotides long. RefSeq lists its product as uncharacterized. The record is from RefSeq and is a predicted model, not a curated record. The transcript is spliced from 3 exons. The coding region runs from base 337 to 2670 and encodes 777 amino acids. Lineage: Eukaryota; Metazoa; Arthropoda; Insecta; Hymenoptera; Ichneumonidae.
CUGCUUGAACCUUGAACCAUGAACACAUGAGCAACGUAAGACAAACAACGACGAGAAAGGUUCCGCACAAAACAAAAAAAACUGGGCUUGAUUGUGUGAAUUGUGUCAUUCCGGGAUCCGGGAUUAUUCUCUGUAUAAUAAUAAAUGUACAUAUACUUGUCCCGAAACUCUGCCGAAAGUCUCUUUAUAAAAACGCAGGACACAAUACUUUUUCGUAUUUUUUUUUGUAAUUGAUAAAAGUAAAAUGUGUCAUUUCUAAAUUAAAACAUCGACUAUCAUCGAUUAUCAAAAAGAUAAAUGUCAAUGACAGUGCAGCAAACUUUUACCUGAACUGAUAUGAACAAAAUAAAAAUGGGUCGACCAGCUCGGGUUUCAACAGAAGAAGCGAUUCGAGUAGUGGAGAAAUAUAUUGAACAUUUUAAAACUAAUGAAAUGCCGCCAAGUGGGUCACCUGUGUGGCGCCAAAUGAGUAAAGAUUUGGACAAAAGGUGGCUACCUCACAGUGUGUACACAUCGGUCCGUGAAAAUAAGAAAGGAAUUUUAUCGAGUGCACGACUAAGACAAGGGAUAACCGUCCCGGUACCUGUUAAGACAAGAAACACCCCUCAUGUAAGGACUUAUUCGUCAGAGGAGGAAGUCGAGGAAGAUCCUACAGAAAAUCGAGUAACUGCUCCUUCCGAGUCUCUGAUGUCCUGGUACUUUCUCAGUUUGGAUGGUGAAAUAUGGAAUGAAGUAAAGCCGAAAAAUUUGUUCGAGUUCAGCCUAAAGUUGGAUAAGUAUGAACUUAGGGUUCCAACUGAGUGGACGGAUGCUAUUUUCGAUGCUUUUUUUGAGGCCUUCCACUUUCCUUGUGUUUACAUGCUGAAACACGUAAAAGUGUACAAUUCCCAGAACAGCCUGCAUUACAUGCACAUAUACGCUGAAUGUAAAAGUCAAAAAUGUUCAAAUCGAUUCAUGGGGUAUGUCGAAGACGAGCCCUGGGCCGGUGAAGCCCUCGAAAUUAACAUCAAAACUUGGGACACCUCUCUCGACGAACAUGAAAAUGUGCGUCGUCCAGUAAGGGCCAUAAAAAAACGAGUCCUCGACGACGACGAGGGAACGAACGAUCGAAAAAGAAGACCAGGCGAAAAACACGGGAUUGAUAUUGAAACUGAAGAAGUGAGGAUUCUCAAACGUCUGAUGGAAAUGUACCGUCACGAUGAGUCAAUCCGAGGCAUUGGAUUGGUACCUUCUCACUACACAUAUUACACGCCGCCUGAACAAAUCCAAGCCUAUAAUCAAUAUUGUCAACAAGAAUCGAGUUCGAUUAAGAUCGACGUGAGAAAAGGAUUUGUGAAGAGAAUCAAUCGAGCCCAUAAUUUGAAGUCAGGCGAUAUUUAUUUAAUAUCGAUGCUUUUCAACUACAAAGGACGAAUUUUUCCGGCUUACCAAAUGACAUCGGAGACUAGAGAUUAUCUGUCAAUCUGGAACUGGCUCGAGGCAUGGAUGGCCAAAGGUGCGAUUAGACCAAAAGAAGCCGUUUCGAAUUAUUGUCGCGUUUUUUUAGCUGCCAUGUGUAAGGCGUUCAAUGGCUUUUCUCUGGAACAAUACAUAAGCUCUGAAUUGGCAUCCGUUUCCAGCAACGAAUCGUCGGAUGACGAAUGGCGAAUGAGCCCGCCGAGAACACGCAUCCGGGUGGAUACAAAGGACCUUCUGCAUGUCGUCAGUCAGUGGAGAUGUUUCGAGAACGUUUAUCAUCCAUGCAUUCGUAGAUUUUACGUUCAAUGUGUCGAUCUGCUGAUCCGUGCUCAAUCGUUCAUCGAGUUUUCAGAGCUACUGUUUUUCAUUAUCGUCACAGCCGUGAGCAUGUACGAAGACGACUUACUGGAAGCUAAUAAAUUGACGCCAAAAGUGAUACGCAAGCGAUUGGAUGCCGUUAUCGCUUCUCACAAACACCACAUUGAAAUAGCCCCUUACAACAGACAAAAUGAUCGCGAAAAGGAGCAACCUGUUUUGGAAAAUUAUCUCAUCCAUGAGAGUGAACUGACGCCUGUUACCAUGUGGAUCGAUGAAAUUGUCAAAGAAGCAAAGUUAUUGAAAAAACAAGGCUCUCAGGUAAAUGCUUUUUAUGUGCCUCAAUUCGCAGACCAAUUGAUCGCAUUAGCACUCGAUUUUCCUCUGUGGACCUCCUUCGCUCGACUGACUCAACGAACAACAACUUGGGAACUUGACGAAUACUUCAAAGAUUGGGAGCCUCGUUUAUUCGCGGAAAUUCCAUCCCUCGAUCAAUUCCCGAUCAGAGCAGAUCGCUUCGUGAAAGCACAUCUUCAGGAAAUCAAUGAAUCUGUAAAAAGCCUCAGAUCGUUGAUGGAGAACUCUGAGACUGAACGAAUCAGUACCGAUGGAAUGCUGAAAUUCAAGUAUUCGGGUAACAACGUUGAAGUCACUGUGCUCCAUGAAAAAGACACCAGUUCUCUUACGGAAUAUCUCGAUUUAGACAAAAAUGGUACUCCCGAAAAUGAUCUAAUCGUUGACCCAGUAGAAUUUCCUCCCACGGAGCCUAAAUCAGGCGAGAAUUCACCCGCCAAAGCUCCCCCCGUGGAUAACAUGUUUUCUACAUAUGUUGUGGAAACUGGUGAACUCGACAUUUCUCAUCAAAAGAAUAUCAGCUUGAAUUUUUCCGAAGUCUGAUGUACAGAGCCAGCAAAAAUACCAAGCAAAUGAGCUCAAUAUAGAAGUUUUCUUUUGACGCAGUUAAAAAAAGUAUUGAGGGAAGCCAAAUAACAAAGGGAAAUCUCAAAACAUCAAUACGUCGAAAAUUCGGUUAUUGAAUAAACCAAAAUCAUUUUUUUUCCUCCCUUUUAUUAAGGAACGACAUCGAUGAAGUGCGGACAAGUUUUAAAAGACCCAAUUAUUUUAUCGACCCAUUACUUUUAGUUUGUAUUUGCUGUUUAUCACCAGGGAUUAGCGUUUUUUCUCGCUUUUUCAAGGUCUGGUUACAAUUGUAAAUUUCUUAACAGACAUUUAUCUCCCAAGUUUUUUUUAUCCUUCAAUUAUGCUAACAGUUACGUACAUUUACGUUUUCCAGUGAGUAUUGGACUAAAUUCAAUUUGCUCAUUCUCGAACGAGUGAUGGAACGGCAAGCAGUUUCAAUAAAAACACGAAAUGAUGCAGAGACUCUAA